Messenger RNA from Liolophura sinensis, 510 nucleotides. RefSeq lists its product as uncharacterized. NCBI's taxonomy places the organism in Eukaryota, Metazoa, Mollusca, Polyplacophora, Chitonida, Chitonidae. The record is from RefSeq and is a predicted model, not a curated record. The transcript has 2 exons. Gene Ontology annotation, biological process: DNA integration; DNA recombination. Bases 1 to 510 code for a protein of 169 amino acids. Gene Ontology annotation, molecular function: DNA binding.
AUGGCUACUCAGAGUAUAGCAGCAAAAGAACUUUUCCCAAUUGUUCUAGCUUUAGUUCUUUUCAUGACAGAUAAUGCGGCUGUUGUGGGGAUAAUGAACAAAACAUCAUCUGCCUGCGCUGUUAUUAUGACUCUUUUUCGUAACAACCGCGGUGCAGCUACAAUCUGCUCACACAUCUCGACUAUAUCUUUCGUGCAUAAAGUGAGACACUUGACAGACCCUACCAACUACCUGAAAAAUUGUAGGCCCUCUGAGGGCCACCUCUUCCAGCUGGGCUCUGGGGCUCCUGUUACCUACAAACAUUUCUGCAGCACAUUACAUUCAGCGCUUAAGUUCAAUGUCCUUGACACAAAACAGUACAAAGGGCACAGUUUCCGUAUUGGAGCCGCUACAAGGGCUGCCUCUAUGGGUAUUCCAGAAACUGUGAUUCGUAAACUGGGUCGUUGGAAAUCUGAUGCAUUAAAGCAAUAUAUACGCAUCAAUGUUUUCUCUCAAAUUAAAAUUAACUAG